AUGGACCUGGUGGUCAACACAGUGCGGGGCACCUGCAGGCUGCCGCGGGUGGACCCCUCGACGACCGUGCAGCAGCUGAAGGCCUUUCUGCACGAAAGCCUGGGCACCAAGUUCGAGGUGCCUGACCCGGAACAUCAAAACCUGGUGUACAAAGGCCGCAAACUACGCGACCACGGCGGUUCCUUGAGCAGCGCGGGCAUCAGCAACGGGGAGUCGCUGGCUGUCGUACGCAUCCAUGACGUCCGGGAACCGGAGCCGCCCGAAGACACGCCGACUCCUGACAUGGCCGCCAUCAACACAGCCAUAAGUGAGUACGCCAAGGCCAACGGCCUGGAGGAGAAGCUGAAUGCACCAGAGGAGCCCCAGCCCCAGAGACGGCGAGCUGUCAGUGCAUCAGCGGACACUCUUGGACAGCUGCAGUCCCUGAUAGAUGCUCUUGAGGGGAGGCUUGAUGCCCUUGUACAGAGGGAAACGGCUGCGGUCGUGCAGGGCAGACAGGAGGAUAUGGCAGAAGUGCAGGUCCCCGAGCCCAAUAGUGAACACAUGAGAACUUUGCAAGACAUGGGCUUUUCUGAGGUGCUGGCCCGCAACGCCCUGCUUCUGUGCAGGAACAACCUGGAGCCAGCCCUGAACUGGAUCCUUCAACACAGCAGUGACCCGGCAGCAGACGUGCCCAUUCCCCAGGAGCAGCUGCGCAGGAUCUAUGGUACCCCUCCCAGGUCGAUUCAGACCAGGCAGGCGGACGCUUCGCUCAUUGCACAGUUGAGGGAGAUGGGUUUUGCGCAAGACCAGGCAACUCGAGCGCUACUCACAUUCAACAACAACGUUGAGAUCGCUGUGGGGUGGCUGCUGCGCAACACCGGUGCUCAGGAAGAGGGCCCCUCAAACCAGCAGGCUACAAGCUCACAAGAACCUGACCAGGCCGAACUGCAGGAAGGGGAGGAGCAGGGUGAGGGGCGUUGUGCAGAGGUUGGGGACAGAAGACCACCGGGUGAGGAAGUGAUGGCUGCACACGGGUCACAGCCAUCACUGGGGGAAAGCGGGACAGGGGUAGACGCGGAGCAAGUGCCACAGGAAGGCUCUAUUGCAGACACAUCGCAAACACCAUCAGAAGGAUUCCCUGAUGUUGGCAUACCAGUGGUCUCACCAUCUGGAGAAGAUGUAGCUAUUGGCUUGGACGUUGCUGCACCCCUGGAUGCACCUUCUUUGGGUGCUGUGCUGCCAACACUGGAGACGCCGUAUGUUCCUAUGGACGAUGAUGAUAUGGAGGCCGAUCCACACGAGGAGCCAGUCCCCAACGAUCCUGACACAGGGGGUGGUGGAAGUGUCAGCGGAGCUGGUGGUAUUGACGAAGAUGAUGAUAACGAUGGGGAGGGGGAAGGGGGAGUUGACUUGGACGAUGUGCGAGGGUCAUACGACGAUGAGGAAGAGGAUGUGUUCGUUGGUGGUGGAGAGUUCGAUGACGCGGGUGAGCUUAAUGGACUGGACUUGGACGAUUUGGAGCGCAUUCUGGGCACUGGCAGCAAUGCGGAGCUGCACCCAGCACUGCAGCAGCUGCUGACCAUGGAAGGCCUGGGGCCAGACCAGCUGGACAGGAUCUCUGUCAACGUGCACACGCUGGUCGAGGCUGCCACGUCUUUGGACGAGAUGUUCUCAAGCCCGGCGGCCAUUGAGCGCAUGAGGGACAUGAUCCAGUCCAUCGAGACGCGGCAGGAGGCGCCACAGGGAGCGGAAGAGGAGGCGGCCGUUCAACCGGGUCCCAGCGACGAAAGCCAGGAGGGCGAGUCGUAA
This is a messenger RNA of Ostreobium quekettii, 1791 nucleotides long. NCBI's taxonomy places the organism in Eukaryota, Viridiplantae, Chlorophyta, Ulvophyceae, Bryopsidales, Ostreobiaceae. The record is from the annotation of a GenBank genome assembly.